GGCCAAUGUAGGCCAGGGCCGCGCGGGCGGGGCCGGGGCGAUGGGGAAUCUGUUCGGGCGCAAGCGGCGGAGCCGGGUCACCGAGCAAGAUAAGGCCGUGCUGCAACUGAAGCAGCAGCGGGACAAACUAAAGCAAUAUCAGAAAAGGAUAUCACUGCAGCUGGAGCGGGAGAGGGCUUUUGCUCGGCAACUACUCAAAGAUGGCAAAAAAGAGAAAGCCAAGUUUCUGCUGAAGAAAAAGCGUUACCAAGAGCAACUGCUGGACAAAACAGAAAACCAAAUUAGCAACCUGGAACGCAUGGUCCAGGAUAUUGAAUUCACACAAAUUGAGAUGAAAGUCAUUGAAGGCUUGAAAAUCGGCAAUGAGUGUUUAAACAAGAUGCACCAGGUUAUGUCAAUAGAAGAAGUGGAAAGAAUCAUGGAUGAAACCCAAGAGGCUGUGGAGUACCAGAAGCAAAUAGAUGAGAUGCUGGCUGGCAGCUUCACUGUAGAGGAUGAAGAUGCCAUCUUAGCUGAAUUAGAUGCCAUCACUCAAGAACAGAUCGAUCUUCCAGAGGUUCCCUCAGAGCCCCUCCCAGAAAAGAUUCCAGAAACAUCGCCAAUCAGAGUCAAACCAAAGCCAGAACUGGUGGCUGCAUCUUAACUCCACUUCCUGGGGCAUCCUGGCCGGGCAUCCUGGAAUUCCUAGCAUGUCUGGGGUGCAAGAGACCUCCAUGAUGGCCUGUUGGCAGUCAACAGCCAUGCUGGAGCAAGUUUCCUGCACAGAAUGGAAGCUGCAACUGGUUAAUGUUCCCGUAUCAAGAUUAUUUUGUAGCGCGCACACUCCUCCUUUUUGUAACUUAAACUGGAUUAAAUGGUGACUCUCAAAUCCCUUCAAGCCAAAUGCUUUCUACAGACCAGAUUCCAGCUGCAGACCUGCCUCAGACACCAGCACAGCCUCUUGCUAACUCUGCCUAAGCCCCCUGGUGUCUUUUUGAGCUUGUGGGCACUGUGAAGAGUUAUGAGCUUUCUGCUACACUGAGGAACGGACUGCUGGGGACCCUCUUGGCCUUCCUUUCCAAUUUGUCUCUCUUCAGUUCUCUGGCUUUUCUGAAUGGUUUCUCUUUGCAGGAAUGGAAUUCCUGAACAUUGGCCUGUAUCUGCACUUAGACGGGUUAGCUUGAUGCUGAGAUGGGAGCUUGGCUUCCAUUGAUAGUGAAAUCUUCUUGAGGUAGCCUGCUAGUGGAGAUACAAGAAGAUGACCCCCAUGUUCAGUGUGCUCACCGGAUGAACACACUUCUAGUUCUAUGCACUGGGCAGCAAUGCAAGGCUACUGGUCUCAAUCGCUAGAAAACGGAAGGUCUCUUUCCUGCUGGGAUAGGAGUCUGAUAAGUGCUUGCUAAGGAUCCAUGCUUAAACUCGUACACGGGCCCUCCUGCUUUUUCCUCUAUCCAUGGUGUGAAGAUGCUGAAUAGAGUUCAACUCCUGGAAGCUUCUCAAAAGGGGAGGAGCUUAGUAGAUGCAAAGCAGCUUCUUGAUGACUCUUGCCCUCCCCAGUCUAUCAUAUUUGCCCAAUGGGCUGACACAGGAGGGUGCCCCCUUUUUCAGUGGUGGGGAACUGCCUCCUAUCUCUUGCGUUACUAGCAGGAGGGGUCAGGAACACAGUGACCUAAUGCUACGCACAUGGGACUAAAUAUUGUUUCCCUCUUAGAUAAGGGUGUGUGUGUGUGUGUGUGUGUGUGUGUGUGUGUGAUCUCCCCCUCCUGAAUGAUGGAAAGGGCUGGAUCCCAGUUACCUCUAUGGUAUUAUUGUCUGCCUUGCAGGAUGUUGAAGACUUGACCCAAGGUCGUCUGGAGCCCUUAAAGCUCUUUGUAGUUCCUAUCUGCCUUGGCUGUAAACUAUCCGUCCUUUGAGAACUGGCUGGUCUGCACUGAGCACCGCCUUUGUAUCCAUAAGGCAGCACCAUAUAACCUGUUGAAGUGGUACAGCCUUCCUUUGUGACUGGGCAGUGGAAUGGGUUGAUGCGAGGGUGUUUUUUGAAGGCUCCUGCUGCAAUCCUUGACCUACUGUAGUAGUAGAGGUUCUCACUAGCUGACCUGUUUGAGAAAUUAGGACUGUGGGAGUUGGGCAUCUUGGAUUAUGGUGUUUUCCUAGUGGGUUUUUCAGAUAAGGCCCUGUUGAUUGUGUUGCUGAUUCUUAAAAAUGCUCAUUGGGCACUUAUCUUUUAUUAUCCAAUGGGGCCCCUUAGGGUGGAAGAUCCUUCUUGUCGCACCUAGGGCCUGUCUCUCCCUCUUUCCCCAGCACAGCAUCAGGAAGGCUGAGGAGUGAAUUAGAUAGAUCUUCCUUGAGCUGAUGGUUCACACUUAAGCCCUCAUUUCUAUAAUGUGCUCACAUGCCACGCUGGAACCAUUCAACUCCCCUUUACACCUUGGGAGCUAAACAGUUCAUGGAAGUGUGUUAUGGUUUCUUACAGUUAGUUCGCCUUUUGCAAAUUCUGACUCCAUACUGCUGUAUUCGCUUUGUUCACCAGGGGGCAGUCCUAUCCUUACCUGAUCAUCACUGUGGCUGUGAGCGAAUGUUUGUUGUCUGUCUUAACCUUUUAGUUGCUCUGGGUUGGUUGCAUUGAUAUAUAUUUUUUUGGGGGGGGGGCAACGGAAUAGUGCAUUAGAAGAUGCACAAGGCCUUUUGCAUUGGUGUCAUGGGUACUGUACAGACACUCAACUCCCCUACGCCGGUUGCUAAGUGGGCUCCGUUGGGCCCACAGUUAAUGUGGCUCAGUGCUUGGGGGAGUGGAUGGAAGUAUGUUUCUUCUUCUUUGCUGCCAAUAAGGACAGGAAAGAAGAGAGGUGGUUAAAAUCAGAGGCCUGCCGGCCCCACGGGAGGCAGCAGUGCAGAUGUGCAAAGUGGCCGUGGAGAGCAGCUGUGGAGCUAACAAAAUUGCUUUCCUCCAUGAUUUCCCAGUUGGUGCCCUCUUUGGUUGUAGCCAGGUGGAACUAGAGCUGUCAUCCUGACUCCAUGAAGGCUCCAAACUCUCUACAUGUUGUGUAGGGACAGAAUAUUUACAUUUCUUGGCUGAAUCCUUUGCAGCUCCUCAAAUAGCAAAGGCAGGAACUGCAGGUAGUUACAAUAAAGUGUUUCUAAUGCCUUCACCCUCUAGUGUCUAGUCAUAUAAUGUGUGUGUGUGUGUGUGUGUUUGUGUGUGUGUGUGGUGAUGAUGAUGAUGAUGAUGGCUACCUGGGAUUGUUCUUGCAGGGGAGGAUGACCUCAGGGGAAACAGUCUUUCUAAAAUACUUACUAUUGAUAUGGCAGAUGCAGACAUGAUAAUGAACAGCAUUCUGCAAUCGUAGAAUGUAUGCCAGGGAUACUGAGGUCUUGCUGAUUGUGAAGCAGCUGCUGCAUUGCUCUAUGGCAGGGGUACACAACCCAUAGCCAGGCCUUGGCUGCUCCCAGUGUGGUUCCCGGAGACGUGGGGCUGCUGAACCGCAGGCAAAGGGUGUGCUGUUCCAGUAAUGGUAUUAGUGAAAGCUGUUUUGGCUGCCGCUACUUGUGGACAAACCAAUCUGACUGGGGACUGCUGGGAAUUAUGUUCAGAGAGGCAAAACCCUCUCCUAACUCCCUGCAAGCUUUGGGUAACCAGGAGUGUGGUGUUUUGUGCAUGUGGAAAGAACUGUGAGCUCUGUUAGGUUUCAGUAUUCAAAAUGAAUUCUGGACCCGGAA
Elgaria multicarinata webbii is the source of this 3696-nucleotide messenger RNA. RefSeq names its product charged multivesicular body protein 6 (gene CHMP6). The record is from RefSeq and is a predicted model, not a curated record. Lineage: Eukaryota; Metazoa; Chordata; Lepidosauria; Squamata; Anguidae. The transcript is spliced from 8 exons. Bases 41 to 643 code for a protein of 200 amino acids. Gene Ontology annotation, cellular component: multivesicular body; ESCRT III complex. Gene Ontology annotation, biological process: vesicle budding from membrane; late endosome to vacuole transport via multivesicular body sorting pathway.